Messenger RNA from Clarias gariepinus (North African catfish), 945 nucleotides. RefSeq lists its product as uncharacterized. The record is from RefSeq and is a predicted model, not a curated record. Bases 79 to 603 code for a protein of 174 amino acids. Lineage: Eukaryota; Metazoa; Chordata; Actinopteri; Siluriformes; Clariidae. The transcript is spliced from 5 exons.
CCAGCUCGAUCGGGCUCAUCCGUCUCAGUGUCCCGUGUGAUCAAGGACUUCGCAGAGAAAACUCUACAGAGGACAACGAUGCUGGCUGUACUCCUCAUCGCGGGGGCACUGAUUCCCCUAACACAUGCUCAAGAUUUUCCACUCGCCCUUUUAUCGACUGAAAGCCAAAUGAUCUCAAGCCGAUUCUUCAACUCCCUGCUGCUGACUUUACCCCCCUGUAACUACGCUGGCAAGAACGUGGACCUAGAGUAUCAGAAUUUGGACAUCAAUACAAAAUACUACAUAAGCAACAUUUUCACCAUUCCAAGCUGUAUCAACACCGGGUACCCGAAUGGAUUAUCUGCGUUUAGCAGGCGCAUCGGGUAUCAGCUGAUGAACCUUAAUGAGAGCACACAGUACAAGAUUAUCUAUAAAAUUGGAAUUCUCAGUAGCACCCCCUUGACUGCAAGUACAAGAACAGCAGUUAACUACACGGAUAUCGACCUUAGCUUCGCCGGACGCAGCGCGGCAAUGGUGGUGAUCACAGCCGUUCUCUCUGUGACUAUGUUUAUCCUCCUGCUCGGUAUCAUCAUCAGUUUGUUUGUGUCGCCUAAAAAAGAUUAAAUCCAUCACUUUAGAUUCAGAAAUGAAGUCUAUUACCACCAAACUGUAUGUCCUGUUCAAAAACUUGUAUUUCAUCUAAUAUUUUUUCCAUAAGACAUAAUAAAAUUAAGAAUUACGCUAGUUAUCAAGCAGAUUUUUGUACAUUUAUUUUCUUUCAUAGGCGGUACGGUGGCUUAGUGGUUAGCACAGUCACCGUGCACCUCCAGGGUCCGGGUUCGAUUCCCGCCUCCCGAGUUUGCAUGUUCUCCCUGUGAUUGGUGGGUUUCCUCCAAGUACUCUGGUUUCCUCCCAGUCCAAAGACAUGCAGAAGUUUCCUGGGAUAGGCUCCACACCCCAGCCCCC